Impatiens glandulifera is the source of this 1278-nucleotide messenger RNA. Its product is annotated as clathrin light chain 2-like. The coding region runs from base 77 to 1096 and encodes 339 amino acids. The transcript is spliced from 3 exons. NCBI's taxonomy places the organism in Eukaryota, Viridiplantae, Streptophyta, Magnoliopsida, Ericales, Balsaminaceae. Gene Ontology annotation, molecular function: structural molecule activity; clathrin heavy chain binding. The record is from RefSeq and is a predicted model, not a curated record. Gene Ontology annotation, biological process: clathrin-dependent endocytosis; clathrin coat assembly; intracellular protein transport. Gene Ontology annotation, cellular component: clathrin coat of coated pit; plasma membrane; clathrin coat of trans-Golgi network vesicle.
CGCGUGAACCACCACCACCAUCACUCUGAGAGAUUAAACCGGAGCGAGAAUCUAGAGAGAGAAAGAAAGAGAAAAAAUGUCCUUCGAUUCCUUCGAUGGCGAAGCUUCUGUACCAGUGAGGACCUCCUCUACUCAUCCUUUCGACGACGAAGACGACGGUUACGUCGGAUUCGAUCCUACCAUACCUUCUCAACGUUUCGACGAUUCAUUUCCAACUUUCACCGAUUCUGUUGAUGAUGGAAGCGGUUACGUCGCCGCUGAUGCCGAUCCGCGAGGUGUUCUUGCUCCGGAGUACGAAGAGGUGACUGUAGAUCAUGAUGCGGUGAAUACUAGUUCAGAUGUAUUUGGAUUUGAGACUGAUCUCAACACUGAUUUUUCGCAGUCUUCUCCGUUUACUUCUUCGAUCCCGAAUUCGAAUGGAAAUGGUAAAUCGUAUGACCUUGGUGAUGAUCCUGAUGGUCUUUUCUCUUCUGAUGGACCGAUUCUUCCUCCUCCUGGUGAAAUGCAGUCGGAAGAAGGAUUUGCUCUUCGAGAAUGGAGACGUGAAAACACAAUUCGACUGGAGGAGAAAGAGAAAAUGGAGAAGGAGAUGCGGAUCCAAAUUAUCGAAGAAGGGGAAGAGUUUAAACGGGCUUUCUACGAGAAAAGAAAGCUUAAUAUCGAGACUAAUAAAACCACCAACAGAGAAAAAGAGAAGUUGUAUUUGGCUUCCGGAGAGAAGUUCCACAAAGAAGCGGAUAAAAAUUACUGGAAGGCAAUAGGAGAACUGAUUCCUCAUGAAGUUCCGAACAUUGAAAAGAAGAGAGGAAAGAAGGAAGCCGAAAAGAAAGCAGGAAUCACUAUCAUUCAAGGACCAAAGCCUGGUAAACCAACAGAUCUUUCCAGGAUGCGUCAUAUAUUGAUCAAGCUUAAGCAUGCACCUCCGGCUCACAUGAUUCCUCCUCCUCCACCACCGGCUGCUCCGGCGAAGGAAACCACCACCAAAGAUGGAAAGGCGAUUGUUGUUGCUGCUGCUGCAAAUACUCCCGAGUCAGCACCUGUUGGUAAGGAUUCUCCAGUCGAACAAGAACCAUCAUCUGUGCCGGUCAAUCCUUGAAAAUUUAAAGUUUGUUUAAUUAAAACUUAAUACGGGUUUGACGUUGGACGACUUCAUCUUGUCAUUUUUAAUGGUCGUAACUUUCGAACGAUAAGCCAUCGUUUCAGAUUCUAGGUUUUCUGCAAAUUGAGCUCAUAUGUUAAAUACCUUGAUUUCUAAAAGUAAAUUUGCAGUUUAGAUUU